AGCACCCAUCCCCACCUCCAUCCCGAACUCAUCAUUGAUCCUUCACCGACCUGAGCUGAUCACCGUUACGGUACGAUGUCUAUGAUACGACAAGCCUACUCCUGCUCCUCCCUCCCCACCCUCCUCCAAGAAGAAGCCAAACACCAACUCGAUCUGUUGCAUCCACACCCACCGCACGCUUUGCAGCAUUCACAUCAUUUCUAUCACGCGCCGCGUAGUGUUAAUGUGUUGAAUGAGGAGUGUGGGCGGAGAGGGAGGGGGAGGUUGAGAUCGCGGUUGCGAUGGGCGGGGAGUGGUGCGAUUGAGGACGACGGCUUCUCUACCGACGACGAGCACCUCACCAUCAACACUCGCACUCGUACCCGCACCAACCUCCCCUUCCGCGCAGCCAGGUCCGGGAUCCACACACCCACCCAAACCCCACCCCAAUCACCCCCCCAUCACAACCCCUCCCUUCAUCCCCUCAACUCACACAUCCCCCUCCCUACCCUUGGCCUCCCCUCCACACACACCCCAUCCAUCUCCCGUCCUCCGUCUCCGCCAACCUCCCCAAAACCCCCCAUAACCCGCCGCCUCUCAAAAGACCAACAAGGCAUCCUUAUCGACCUCAAAGCGCACGGCGAAGGAUGGGGGAGUAUCAUGCAACAACCGAGUUUGCGUGGGUUGAAGUUUAGUUGGUUGGUGUUUGAGUGGGAGAAGUAUGAACGGCGGAGGGGUGAGGGAGGGGAGGUGGAGGGGUGUGCCGAGGAUGAAUUUUGAUGGCGAGGUGGAGUUAGGGUAGGGUGGAUUUGAGAUUGAAGGUGCGAGGGAGAGGAGCAUGACAGAUGACGGCAUGAUGGCGAAUCGUUGCGGUAGUGCCGCGUGCCAACGGUCAUGGAACGGAGGGACGAUAUGACAAGAAAGGCAGUGUGCUUGAGAGCCUGGGACUGGGAUGAUCUGCAGGACAGAAUGAAGAUUCUUCUGUACGGUACGGUACGAUACGGGUACGGUUUAGCACGGCGCAGGCGCUCUAUUUUCCUUAGCUUAGCUUCAACGACAGUACUUGUUACUCUUCAUUAAUAAUCCCAUAAUAACACACCA
This is a messenger RNA of Saitoella complicata NRRL Y-17804, 1080 nucleotides long. RefSeq lists its product as uncharacterized. The record is from RefSeq and is a predicted model, not a curated record. The transcript is spliced from 2 exons. The coding region runs from base 76 to 759 and encodes 227 amino acids. Lineage: Eukaryota; Fungi; Ascomycota; Saitoellomycetes; Saitoellales; Saitoellaceae.